This is a messenger RNA of Symbiodinium natans, 2229 nucleotides long. Lineage: Eukaryota; Dinophyceae; Suessiales; Symbiodiniaceae. The record is from the annotation of a GenBank genome assembly.
AUGCGUUUCAGCCUCCCAAAGCAGAAGCCUCCUCCUCCUCCGGGCCCGAGCUCGCGCGAUGGGAUGAACUCCAUCCCGGAACUCUCCGAGGGAGCCUUGGCGACGUCUCCCUCCUCCAGUCCAUGCGCGUCUUCCCAGAAGACCUGGAAGGGAUGUUGGCCUGGCGCCUACGCCGUGGUCUUCGCCGUGAACGCCGCGGCGACGGCUCUGAACCUGUUUCUUCCGACGCGGUCCGAUGUCGCCAGCUACUACCCCGGCUAUCUCUUCAUCUGGUCCUCGUACAAUGUGUUGGACUUUGUCUUCUUCGUAGUGCUGGUGCUGGCGAGUUUCGGAUGUGGCUUUGUGGCAGCUUUCCUGCUGAGAAGGGCCGGAGCUUCAGUGCACGCCAGGUCGGCCUGCGGCUACGCAGUCACCAAUUGGCUGAACUCAGUGCUGGCCUCAUCCAUCUUCAUCGGAGGCCCAAAAAGCAUACCAGUGCUGGGCUUUGCGGAUGUCAAUGUAAGGACAUGGAACCUUGCCUUGUUCUUCUUCAGAAUGGUGAUCUACUUGCUAUGCUUGUUCUGGAUGCAGCUGCUCAUCGCGCAGAAGCUUGAGUUCCUGGAGCACGCCUCGCAGCAGAAGUAUCGGAGCGGGUGCUUCCGCAAGCUCAUCUGGGCGCAAGGCUUCGGCGUCUUCGCGGUGGUCCUGUCGCUUUGCCUCUACCUGUUCCGGCGCUGCUCUGUGAUGGUCGCCUUCGGGAUGGCGCUGUGGACAUGGUUCUGCAACGUUGCGGCGAGCGUCGUGGCGAUCCUCUCCCUCACCCGCUCCUACGUGCAGCUGCGGAAGGUUGUGCGUGUGGCGAAGAUCGAGGACGCGCCGCUUCCUGUGAGAUCUUCCUUGAAGCGUGCAAGGAGGUUUGCUGGGCUACAGAUGGUGGGGGUCUCCUCCUGCCUCGUUCUCACGAUCUUGGCCGUGCCAGCAGCGUACUGUAACUCCACCUGGGCAAUCCCGGGGGUGUACGACUGGGACGAGAACAACUCUUGGACUUGGGUGGUGUUGCUUGCUCGGGCUCUGAAUUUCCUGGGGCCUGCGGUGGCUGUGCUGCUCCUCUCCGGCAGCCAUCGGGUGCCUACUCAAAGCAGCCAACGCAAGACUAGAUCGUUCACGUGCUGCACAGCUCGUGGCCGGAAAUGGCCCGCGCAGCCCAAGGCAGUGUCGAAGGGAACCGAAUGGAGCCCCGCAUGGCAGGCAAAAGUGGCAGAGCUCUCAUUGCGGGGCAUGACUUUGAACAGCUUGUUGCGCUUUUAUCAGGAAGACAUCCCCUCCAUUCCAGACUGGAGCUACUCACCCAACAGCCACUUGACUAGAGAUGUGGUUCGCAGGGUGAUCAUUCCUCUCACCAGCUUUGAAGAGUCUGCAUAUGCAGCCUCCGUGUUGAACAGGGACGGCCCUCAACGGGCUAACAUCAUGGUGACGCACAGCUGGAGCAACACAUUCAAGGACCUGCUGGCCGCAGUGAUCUCGGACGCUCUUCAGGAAUGCAGCUUCAAGCUGGUCGCAAACUUGCUGUCAAGUGCGGAGGACUGCGCCUUCCUUGCUCAGCUCCUGGUUGACAGUGGUCGCCUGGGAGACACCUACUGGAUCUGUGCAUUUGCGGUGAACCAACACACCAGCAUCUGCCACAGCAAUCCUUACGACCGGGAUCCUCUGACUAAUCAGCUGCACCCGGUGUGUAGUUGCAGUUCUGUGACCAUCUCUGAUCCAGAUGGCUUGAACCCCUUGUCAGAGAUCAACAAGUUUGACGACAUGAUGUAUCAUCUGGCAACAACAGGAGUCUGCAGGCAACUAGUUGCAGUGGACGAACCUCUUUGCUUGUUUCAGCGUGCUUGGUGCAUGGCCGAAAUUGCAGAAGCCAAGCGCUUGCACAUGAAGCAGUCUUUAAAACUUCCGUCCAAGGCCGCGAUCGAGCUGAAUGCUCUGGCGCUGGAGACCCUGGAUGUUCGGAACAUGCACGCCUCCUGCAUCAAAGACAAAGACCUGAUACUCAGCAAGAUCACGACCAGCCAGAGCAUCGAGGAGUUCAAUGAAGACCUCCAUUCCCUGAUUUUUGCUCCGAAGUCAGGACUCUUGGCUGCUUGGCAGGCCAUGGAUAGCCUCCAGCAGAUGGGAGAAGUGGGCAGGCUCAUCCGAUGGGGCCUCGCCGACGCGGGCACUGGGAAGGUCUGGAAUGCCUGGGAAGCCGAUGCAUAG